AUGUCCGGCCAGAGCUUGACGGACCGAAUCACCGCCGCCCAGCAUAGUGUCACCGGCUCGGCCGUAUCCAAGACAGUAUGCAAGGCCACGACCCACGAGAUCAUGGGGCCCAAGAAAAAGCACCUGGACUAUUUAAUUCAGUGCACAAAUGAGAUGAAUGUGAACAUCCCACAGUUGGCAGACAGUUUAUUUGAAAGGACUACUAACAGUAGUUGGGUGGUGGUCUUCAAGUCUCUCAUUACAACUCAUCAUUUGAUGGUGUAUGGAAAUGAGCGCUUUAUUCAGUAUUUGGCUUCAAGAAACACGUUGUUUAACUUAAGCAAUUUUUUGGAUAAAAGUGGAUUGCAAGGAUACGACAUGUCUACAUUUAUUAGGCGGUAUAGUAGAUAUUUAAAUGAAAAAGCUGUUUCAUACAGACAAGUCGCAUUUGAUUUCACAAAAGUGAAAAGAGGGGCUGAUGGAGUUAUGAGAACAAUGAACACAGAAAAACUCCUAAAAACUGUACCAAUUAUUCAAAAUCAAAUGGACGCCCUUCUUGAUUUUAAUGUUAAUAGCAAUGAACUUACAAAUGGGGUAAUAAAUGCUGCCUUCAUGCUCCUGUUCAAAGAUGCCAUUAGACUGUUUGCAGCAUACAAUGAAGGAAUUAUUAACCUGUUGGAAAAAUAUUUUGAUAUGAAAAAGAACCAGUGCAAAGAAGGUCUUGACAUAUAUAAGAAGUUUCUGACUAGGAUGACAAGAAUCUCCGAGUUUCUCAAAGUUGCAGAGCAAGUUGGAAUUGACAGAGGUGAUAUACCAGACCUUUCACAGGCCCCUAGCAGCCUUCUUGAUGCUUUGGAACAACAUUUAGCUUCCUUGGAAGGAAAGAAAAUCAAAGACUCUACAGCUGCAAGCAGGGCGACAACACUUUCUAAUGCAGUCUCUUCCUUGGCAAGCACUGGCCUAUCUCUAACCAAAGUGGAUGAAAGGGAAAAGCAGGCAGCGUUAGAGGAAGAACAGGCCCGUUUAAAAGCUUUAAAGGAACAGCGACUAAAAGAACUUGCAAAGAAACCUCAUACCUCUUUAACAACUGCAGCCUCUCCUGUGUCCACCUCAGCAGGAGGCAUAAUGACUGCACCAGCCAUUGACAUAUUUUCUACCCCUAGUUCUUCUAAUAGCACUUCAAAGCUGCCAAAUGAUCUGCUUGAUUUGCAGCAGCCAACUUUUCACCCCUCUGUACAUUCUAUGUCAACUGCUUCUCAGGUAGCAAGUACGUGGGGAGAUCCUUUCUCUGCUACUGUAGAUGCUGUUGAUGAUGCCAUUCCAAGCUUAAAUCCUUUCCUCACAAAAAGUAGUGGUGAUGUUCACCUUCCCAUUUCUUCAGAUGUAUCCACUUUUACUACUAGGACACCUACUCAUGAAAUGUUUGUUGGAUUCACUCCUUCUCCAGUUGCACAGCCACAUCCUUCAACUGGCCUUAAUGUUGACUUUGAAUCUGUGUUUGGAAAUAAAUCUACAAACGUUAUUGUAGAUUCUGGGGGCUUUGAUGAACUAGGUGGACUUCUCAAACCAACAGUGGCCUCUCAGAACCAGAGUCUUCCUGUUGCCAAACUCCCACCGAACAAGUUAGUAUCUGAUGAUUUGGAUUCAUCCUUAGCCAACCUUGUGGGCAAUCUUGGCAUUGGAAAUGGAACUACCAAGAAUGAUGUAAACUGGAGUCAGCCAGGUGAAAAGAAGUUAACUGGAGGAUCUAACUGGCAACCAAAGGUUGCACCAACAACUGCUUGGAGUGCAGCAACGAUGAAUGGCAUGCAUUUUCCACAAUACGCACCCCCCGUAAUGGCCUAUCCUGCUACGACACCAACAGGCAUGAUAGGAUAUGGAAUUCCUCCUCAAAUGGGAAGUGUACCCGUAAUGACACAGCCAACCUUAAUAUACAGCCAGCCUGUCAUGAGACCACCAAACCCCUUUGGCCCUGUAUCAGGAGCACAGCUGUCGGCAGCAUCCAGCCCCUCCAGUCACAGUCCUCACAGAGCUUCAGGAAAGGAUCCUUUUGCAGAGCUCUCUUUGGAGGAUUUCUUAUAAAUCACUUUAGGUAUUGCUGCUUGUUGGGGGCAAUGGGGACUUAAAUACUUUUAAAAAAUCACCAUACAUUAAGCACUAUUCACUCUUCCCCUUCUUUGUUUCUUUAAAGGACUCUAGGUUCUCCUGUCCUCCUCCUCUGUUUUUUAGGUGAUGAGUAAAAAUAAGUCAAGAUAGGAUAUGAGGAGAAGCAACUUUUGAGGAAUGUCUUUAACAUAAUUGGAAGGUGUGAAAUCAGAGGACCAUCUUUCAUGUUUAUAUAUAAGCAUCCACUGCUCAGAGCAGAUGAGAUCAAAAACCACCUUUAAAAUCUGGAUGUUUCAGUCACUCUUGAAAAAAAAGUUGUGGAGAACAGCACAGUUUUCCCCAUCGGGUCAGAACUUGAUGAGGAGUAUCAUUAGGUGUAGUAUGAUGGCCCGGGUUAGUUGUGAAGAAUCCAUUUCAGCAAUUUCUUUAAAGGGUUGUAUUUUUAUGUAUGCCUUUUCAUUUAGAAAUGGUAAUAUUUUUAAAAAAACAGUUUUUGUUUUUGGUUUUAUUUAAGGACAAGUGCAUACUUAAGCCCUUUUCAGUAGAAGGAUACUGCAUAUGGUCCAUACUGUAAUUUGUUCUUCUUGGUGUGCUAGCCCCCAGGUUAAAUACAUCUUCUAGAUCUUUGGGAGUUUGUGCUCUUCUGAUUUGACAAGUUUAUUAACAUAUCUACUUCAGUAAUUUCUUUGGCUGGACAAUUUAAGGGAAAUCAUGAGUGAAGUAUCUUUGAAUGAACAGUGACACGCUAUUGAAAAGUGCUCCUUUAUAGAUCUUGCACAUUUUACCUUAGUAGGGAAAUGAUUUAGCAAGCAUAUCACUGUUUUCUUUUUAUCUCUAAUCUUAUGUUAUAAAUUUGGAAAUAAUAUUUGAAAUUUUGCUUUGCCAAAUGAGAUUUCAUGUGGAAUAUUUGUGCUCAUGGAAAGAUUUUCUAAACUUGUCAUAGAAAAGUAGUUCAUUCAUCUUCUUUCUUCCCUUCUCCAUGUCUUCCCCCUCGGUUUUUAGUAAUUAGAAAGGUUUCUGGAAAGCUCCAUAAUUACGCUUCAGAUAUUAAAUUCUGGCACAGGUAAUUCUGACUUUGUUUUAUAAUCAAGGUUUGUAAUAAGCAUGCUGUGAACACUUCUGGGCCAGUGUUCCGAACAGUUUUUAUUUGUGAGAAUAUGUCCUAU
Molecule: messenger RNA, 3251 nt
Organism: Loxodonta africana (African savanna elephant)
Lineage: Eukaryota; Metazoa; Chordata; Mammalia; Proboscidea; Elephantidae
Gene: PICALM
Product: phosphatidylinositol binding clathrin assembly protein
Exons: 21
Coding region: 1-2061 (686 amino acids)
Biological process (GO): clathrin coat assembly; clathrin-dependent endocytosis; synaptic vesicle budding from presynaptic endocytic zone membrane
Cellular component (GO): extrinsic component of presynaptic endocytic zone membrane; synaptic vesicle; clathrin-coated pit
Molecular function (GO): phosphatidylinositol-4,5-bisphosphate binding; SNARE binding; clathrin heavy chain binding
Source: RefSeq, a predicted model, not a curated record